Messenger RNA from Dendrobium catenatum, 2106 nucleotides. Its product is annotated as protein TPX2. The transcript is spliced from 16 exons. Gene Ontology annotation, cellular component: mitotic spindle; nuclear microtubule. The record is from RefSeq and is a predicted model, not a curated record. The coding region runs from base 302 to 1495 and encodes 397 amino acids. Lineage: Eukaryota; Viridiplantae; Streptophyta; Magnoliopsida; Asparagales; Orchidaceae. Gene Ontology annotation, molecular function: microtubule binding; protein kinase activator activity. Gene Ontology annotation, biological process: regulation of mitotic spindle organization; mitotic spindle assembly; activation of protein kinase activity.
GCCAUGAAUACCCUUAAUCCUUUAUUCAAAUAAAGAACAAAAAUCUAGCGCGGGGGCGAAGGAAAGUUGGACCUAUUUGUCUUUACACAUCCUUCGUUCCGCUCCCGUUCAAACUGGUUGUCCAUUUGCACUCCUCCCUCGGUUUCCCGUCGGCUAAUACGCCACAUUUAUGUGCGGAUUUCUCGCCGAUGGCUUUCUUUCAGUGCCGCGUGACGUCGACUUGCUAGUAUCAGUGUGAAAGAGGAAGCGGAAGGCUUUAGGAGCUUUGCUCUUGUUUCUCACCGUGUCGUUCGGGAACACGAUGGAAGGGGAAAUGGAUUUGGAAUUGGAGGGUGAAAAGGAUUGCCAUUGCUCCAAUGUGGAUAUUGAGUACGAGUACGAUGCUCCGCGGUAUUUCGAAUUGGGGAGGAAGGAGUUGGCGUCGGAAGCCAAGGAGGCGGAGCUCUGGUUUGAGACUGCCGGGAACUACCCUCCUUCUCCUGUGAUAGUCAAGAUAAGUUUUGGCAAGAAAGGAAAGCAGGAGAAUAUAGAUGCUGCAUUUUUUAAGAUCAGAGAUGUGGAUUCUUUUAAUGCUCAAAUGGGUGUAUAUGCUUAUAUGGAUUCAUCUCUUCUUUGUGGAAGCUUAGCAGGACUUGAAGAUCUUACAAAUACUAAUGAACAUGCUGCUGUUGAUGGGACAGGUUCGAGUAAUCCAUUUUUUAUGAAGCCAACCACAAGUCAAUUGUCUACACAAAAUUCAGUAAAGAGGAGUUCUAGCCGGUCGGUGUGUCAGAAGCCAUUACCUUCACAAAGUAGGAGCUCUGAAGAUCCAGUACAUAGUUUGCUUCAGGCUGCCAAAAGGCAAAAAGUAGACGGAGGUCUUGUAUGCAAGGUUGUGGGUACAAUGCAAGAAAGUGAUCUACUGCACAAAAGUUCAAAGAAGGAGUGCUUUGUUAAUCGCAAUUCUCAUCUUACAAAAAUGAGGCUCACAAUUCCAAGAGAACCUGUGCUGGAAACAGCACGGCGGGCAAAAACUUUCAGAGCUCACAGAUCUGAUCACACUGAAGGGAUAAAAGCCAGCACAUCUACAUUCAAAGCUCUUCCAUUGAACCGAAAAAUUCUUGAAGCUCCCUCGUUGCCUUUCCCUCAGAAGAGCACACCAAAGUUGCCUGAAUUUCAGGAGUUUAAACUGAAGACAUCUGAGAGAGCUAUUCUGCGUUCAAUGGCUACCACAACAUCGUUUAUCCCAGAUAAUCUUGCCUCCAUUUCAAUUGUAAAAGAUUGCUCGAUGGACUCUAAAAUAUCAGAAUAUCAGCCUUCUAAUUUGUCAAAAAGGGCCAUUGAUGAUAAGAAAGCAAGAGGAAGCACUCAGAAACUCCGCAGUCAAAACCGCAAUGAGAAGAAAUGCAGCUUUUCAACCAUUAAUAGGAGUCAGCAGCAUAAUCCUCUAUCAGAGCUUUUUAACAAGCUCUCUUUAUCUUCAGAAACAUCGCAGGUCAAUCCGACUUGGACAUAAUUUCCGAGUCCAUUCAUGACUCAAAAGAGUGUGGAAUAAAGUUCAGAACAGCUGCAUGAGGGAUGAUGCGUGUACAAAAUGAAGAUGUUAGAAAGCUGAGGCAUCUUAAUUGUUGACGAAAGAGAUAAAUUUUGACUUCAAAACAUGGUGAAAUAAGCUUAGGAUACUUGGAAUCAAUCGAACUCAUAACGAUGGUCUUGAAUGAUGAAAUCAAUUUGAACUUGAAGUGAUGUUAUACUGAUGCGUAUGAGAUUUCUUUUUUGGAAUUAGCUGCCAUUCCCAAUAUAAGAUUACUGAUGAAGUUCCCCGGAUGGCCAGAAUUUUGUCAUUUAGGCUUCAUUUGGGACGGUUUUUUUUGUCGUUUCUUAAAAUUUUAGUAUUAAAAUUUUGUUUUAAGAAACAAUAAAAAAACUAUCCCAAAUGAGGCCUUAGACUAGAGUUUUGGAUCCAUUUCCAAUUUUCCUGAAGCUGCAGCAAUGCACAGAAGAAUGAGAGGCAUAACUUUUUGAUCCCUACCUAUGUAAAUACAUCCAUUUAAUUCGAUAAUUCUCAAAACAUCAUUCUCAAUACUAUAUGAAUAAUAGCUGCUUUUCAGCUUAGUCUUAGGCUUU